GAUCUGUGGGGUGUCUCGGGCGCGCGUGCACGGCAGCAUCAUCACGCGCAGCAUCUUUCGCCCACAGACAUCUCUGCGUUUCACUUAAUUUUUACUUCUCAGACAAAAAGAGCGUCUACUACUGCGUCAUAUCUUUAUAUUCUGCUCUUCUGGAUAACCGUGAGGAUAUUUGCGCCGCGGGAUUGAAGUGUUUUCAUGGAAAAUGGCGAGAUGGGCUCACGCGUGUCUGCUGCUGAUUAUGGUGAUUUUCAGCGGAUCGUGGACCGCAGUGGACGCGCUCACAUUCCCACAGCAUUACACGAUCAUGCACUGGGCUCGUCGCAUUGAACAGGAGAUUGACAGAGUCUUGCAGCACAUCAGCGGCGCUCAACAACUGAAGGGGAUCUACAGUGAGAAGAGAAGACAGUUCAGUCUGGUCAGAAAUAACCCUCGAGACAUCGUAGAAAAAGUGGCGACUGACAUUGAGAGACUGCUGGCCAAGAAACGCAAAGCGCUUGAGAAACUGGCGAGUGAAGCGGAGCGUCUUCAGAAAGAUCAUCACUGGCAAGAUGGAAUCAAGGAGGAAAAUAUUGAAUAUUAUAACUCUAAAGCAGAGAUGGACUAUGAUGGUGAAGACAUCGAUUCUCAGAUGUCGCUGAAACUGGAGUUCGUGUACGACCCGAUCUUUAAGAACCAUGUGAAUUUCUCACACACCGCCGUCCAGAUCCCUACAGACAUCUACAAAGGCGCUCCAGUGAUUCUGAAUGAGUUGAACUGGACACAAGCUUUAGAGCGAGUCUUCAUGGAGAACAGCAGAGACGACCCGUCGUUACUCUGGCAAGCGUUUGGGAGCGCCACGGGGGUCACGAGAUAUUACCCAGCUGCUCCCUGGAGAGCACCGGAUAAGAUCGACCUUUACGAUGUACGACGGAGACCCUGGUACAUUCAAGGAGCGUCUUCGCCGAAAGACAUGGUCAUCCUCGUAGACGUGAGCGGCAGCGUCAGUGGACUCACUCUCAAACUGAUCAAAGCUUCAGUCACAGAGAUGCUCGACACGCUCUCCGACGACGAUUAUGUCAAUGUGGCUAGGUUCAACGAGAAGGCCGAGGCAGUGGUGCCCUGCUUUAGGCACCUGGUUCAGGCCAAUGUACGCAACAAAAAGAUCUUUAAAGAGGCCGUGCAGCAGAUGCAGGCCAAAGGAACCACCGAUUACAAAUCCGGCUUUCACUUCGCCUUCAACCAGCUGCUCAACAAGACGAAUGUUCCUCGAGCCAACUGCAAUAAAAUCAUCAUGUUAUUUACUGACGGAGGGGAGGACCGAGCUCAGGACAUCUUCGAGCAGUACAACUGGCCCAAUAAGACGGUCCGUGUGUUCACGUUCUCGGUGGGGCAGCACAAUUAUGAUGUCACUCCGCUGCAGUGGAUCGCAUGUGCUAAUAAGGGAUACUAUUUUGAGAUCCGCUCCAUCUGUGCUAUAAGGAUUAACACCCAGGAGUAUCUGGACGUACUGGGCCGCCCCAUGGUUCUGGCAGGUAGAAGUGCCAAGCAGGUGCAAUGGACCAACGUCUAUCAGGAUGCUCUGGGUUUGGGGCUGGUGGUGACGGGGACGAUGCCGGUCUUCAACCUCACCAUAGACGGAAACUCUCAGAAUCAGCUGCUGUUAGGGGUGAUGGGGGUCGACGUUCAUCUGGAUGAGCUGAAGAGACUCACGCCACAGUACAAGCUGGGAGCAAACGGAUACAUCUUCGCCAUCGACCCAAAUGGAUACGUGCUCAUGCAUCCGAACCUGCAGCCUCGAGAAGAGGAUUUGCCAGAGCCGGUGACACUGGACUUCCUGGACGCAGAAGUAGAAGACAGUAGUAAACAGGAGAUUCGUCGGCAAAUGAUUGAUGGGCGAUCAGGAGAAAUGACGAUCAAAACUCUAAUUAAAUCAGUGGACGAGCGCUACAUUGAUGAUGUCAUACGCAUUUACUCCUGGACACCAAUUAACGACACUGAUUACAGUCUGGGUCUGGUACUUCCUCCGUACAAUGAGUAUUACAUCCAGGCUGAUCUCAGCGAUGUCAUGCUACAGCUGCAGUAUUUACAGUCUCUGCUGCCGAACUCUUUUGAGUCCGCUGGUCAUGUGUUUCUGGCCCCCAGAGAAUACUGCAAGCGUCUGCAGUUGGCUGAGAAUAACACACAGUUCCUGGCGAACUUCCUGUCUCUGAUGGUGGAGAUUUCACCUGAAUCUGAAGACUGUGAUCAGGGACUCAUUCAUAACCUGAUCUUGGAUUCUAUGAUCCUCUGGCAGCUCGCCACACGCGUUUGGCAGAACAAAGACCUCAACACGUACGGCUUCUUGGCGCUGUUCGCGUCCACCAAUGGAGGCGUCACACGCGUUUACCCCAACAUGGCUGCUGAAUCAUGGGAAGAGGACCCCGAGCCUCUGAACUCAAACUUCUUCCGUCGCAGUCUGGACAACAAAGGCUACAUCUUCAGAGCGCCAACACGAGACUCGAUGGAUGAUCUGUUAAUCUCAGAGAACGGCACUGUGGGGAUUCUGGUCACCACCGCUGUGGAGGUCGUGAUCGGAGGCAAAACCAUGAGGCCUGCUGUGGUCGGCGUUAAGCUGGAUUUUGAGGCCUGGGUCGACAAGUUCAAGAUCCUCGCCAGCAACGUAUCAGACAGCAGACAGUCCGCACAUAAGUGUGGCCCGUCCAGAUCCUGUGAGAUGGACUGUGAAGUGAACAGCGAUGAUCUGCUGUGUUACCUGAUUGAUGAUGGCGGUUUCCUGGUUAUGUCCAAUCAGAGAGAUCACUGGAAAAAGGUGGGGCUGUUCUUCGGCGAGGUUGACCCCUACCUGAUGUUCGCCCUCUACAACAACUCAAUCUACGCCCGCCAUCAGACCUUCCAGUUUCAGUCGGCCUGUGAGCCGACGGCCAGCAGCCACACGGGAGCCGCACACAGAGGAUUCUAUGUGCCCUCCAUUGCUGAUUUCCUCAGUCUGGCCUGGUGGACGUCAGCAGCAGCGUGGUCUGUUCUCCAGCAGUCCCUGUAUGGACUUAUCUACAGCAGCUGGUUCACCACAGCAGACGCCUGGGUUGAGGGUUCAGACACUAAAGGGAGCAGCAGCUGCGUGACGGUUCACAGUCAGUUCUACUUCACCAACACCACCAACUCCUUCAAUGUGCUGCAGGACUGUGGGAACUGCUCCAGGUUGUUCCACGCCAAACGUAUAGAAAACACGAACCUGUUGUUUGUGGUGGCUGAGACACUGCCCUGCAGCUCUUGCGAGAUCGAGAAACUCCUGCCUGUCAGAACAAAGUCUCAAGAAGAGAACCCGUGUGAUGUGUUAAAUUCUGCCCGCUAUCGGAAAGGACCUGACAAAUGCUUCGACUACAACUCAGAGGAGAACACAUCUGAGUGUGGCAGCGCUCACUCUUUACACUGUCCCAUGGGAGUUCUGCUCUGGAUUCAGUUAUUGUCGCUUUACCUCAUUCUACGAUCGUAAUCUGAGUCCCACUGGCUUUGGUGUUCCCUGUCCCUCAUCCGUACAACACUCCGGGUCCUCUCCUGACAUCCUUCUGAUUAUCCAGCUCUCUUUCUCAUCGUGAGGUGCAUUCCAGCUGUGUGCCAUUACAGCAGAGCAUGAUGGGAAAACAUGUCUUAGUAACCCCUGACAUUGUGCAGAUCCAAAAAAACAACAAAUGUCUUAAAUCGUUCACCUUUAUAUUCGGAAAACGUACAAAAAAACAACAACAACCUUUCUGCUGCCGUGAAGUAUUUUUGCUUGCCAAAUCCAAAAACAGGAAAGGACCUGGUUUGUUUUCGAAAGACUGAAACACGACACAAGUUUUGACGGUUAUUAUCACAAUCUCGCAUUGAGUGUUUAUUUGAGUCUUGCUUUGUUCUGGAUUUAGUGCCAAACCCUGAUGUAUGUGGAUGCUCAAACGCGGGGGACACGCAGCUUUCAUUUAAAUAUUUUGUUCCAAGGCUUUCUUGCCAAAAGAGAAUGCCGUAUUAUCGCAAAC
This is a messenger RNA of Rhinichthys klamathensis goyatoka, 3992 nucleotides long. RefSeq names its product calcium channel, voltage-dependent, alpha 2/delta subunit 2b (gene cacna2d2b). The transcript has 38 exons. The record is from RefSeq and is a predicted model, not a curated record. Bases 203 to 3472 code for a protein of 1089 amino acids. Gene Ontology annotation, molecular function: voltage-gated calcium channel activity. Lineage: Eukaryota; Metazoa; Chordata; Actinopteri; Cypriniformes; Leuciscidae. Gene Ontology annotation, cellular component: voltage-gated calcium channel complex.